UCCUCAAUCUAAAUCACACACACACAUAUUACUUUUUUUUUUCCCUCCCCCCCCCCCCCCCUUCCUCGGGACUUAAUCUCUCACCCCCCCUUCUCUCCCCACCCUCCCCCUCCCCCCGGCCCCUGGCUCGGGGUAUAAUUGAAUAUCACAGCACUACUCGCUGGUUAUUUUUUUUCCUUCCUCCGCCUGUGUGUGUGUGGUGGUGGUUUUGGUUUGUUGGGGGUUUUUUUAAUUUUUUUUUUCUUUCCUGUUUUUUUUUUCUCCCUCCUCCUCUUGGUGUGGACACCUCAGCUCAAAAAAAAAAAUUACCGAUACCUAUACGUGUGGACACACACAGGGACACACACAGACGAGUACAUGUAUAUAUCUAUGGCUGUAUAAAAACAGGAGGAGAGACAAACAAGGGUGAAUUUCUUGUGCCUCCAUUCCCAAGGAAGGGGGGAGCAGCCGCUCCGCCGCCGUUUGUAAGCAUCACCCUUCUGUAGCAAGAGGCACCUGAAAGGAAAACUUCUGCAUAUCAAUGCACUGCCAAUGGUGGUGUAAUACCAAGGGCUGUACUGCUGCCACAUCACAAUUUUGUGGGGUUUCAGAGAGUAGUUCUGGGUUGUGUCCUUUGUUGUGACCUCAUGGUUUAACUGGGAAUAAAGAUGAGUAUAAGCAGUGAUGAGGUUAACUUCCUGGUAUAUAGAUACUUGCAAGAGUCAGGGUUUUCCCAUUCAGCAUUUACCUUUGGUAUAGAGAGCCAUAUCAGCCAGUCUAAUAUAAAUGGUGCUCUGGUGCCACCAGCUGCUUUGAUUUCCAUCAUCCAGAAGGGUCUGCAGUAUGUAGAGGCAGAAGUCAGUAUUAAUGAGGAUGGUACCUUGUUUGAUGGUAGGCCGAUAGAGUCUCUCUCACUGAUAGAUGCAGUAAUGCCUGAUGUGGUACAGACAAGACAACAGGCCUACAGAGAUAAACUUGCACAACAGCAGGCAGCAGCUGCUGCAGCUGCAGCUACAACUAACCAACAGGGAUCAGCGAAAAAUGGAGAAAAUACUGCAAAUGGAGAAGAGAAUGGAGCACAUACUAUAGCAAAUAAUCACACAGAUAUGAUGGAAGUAGAUGGAGAUGUUGAAAUCCCUCCCAACAAGGCAGUGGUACUGCGUGGCCAUGAAUCUGAAGUAUUCAUCUGUGCCUGGAAUCCUGUCAGUGACCUUUUGGCCUCAGGAUCUGGAGAUUCAACAGCACGGAUAUGGAACCUCAGUGAAAACAGCACGAGCGGCUCUACGCAGCUGGUACUUCGACACUGUAUACGAGAAGGAGGGCAGGAUGUACCCAGCAACAAAGAUGUGACAUCGCUGGAUUGGAACAGUGAAGGUACACUUCUAGCAACUGGGUCUUACGAUGGCUUUGCAAGGAUAUGGACUAAAGAUGGUAAUCUUGCCAGCACCUUAGGGCAACAUAAAGGUCCUAUAUUUGCGUUAAAAUGGAACAAGAAAGGAAACUUCAUUUUAAGUGCAGGAGUGGACAAGACCACAAUUAUUUGGGAUGCCCACACUGGUGAAGCCAAGCAGCAGUUUCCUUUUCAUUCUGCACCAGCGUUAGAUGUUGAUUGGCAGAGUAACAACACAUUUGCCUCUUGCAGUACAGACAUGUGUAUUCACGUUUGUAGAUUAGGACAAGACAGGCCCAUCAAAACCUUCCAGGGUCAUACAAAUGAAGUAAAUGCAAUCAAAUGGGAUCCAACUGGUAAUCUUCUGGCAUCCUGCUCUGACGAUAUGACUCUAAAGAUCUGGAGUAUGAAACAAGACAGUUGUGUCCAUGAUUUACAAGCACACAACAAAGAAAUUUAUACUAUCAAAUGGAGUCCCACAGGACCAGGAACAAAUAAUCCAAAUGCCAAUCUCAUGUUAGCAAGUGCAUCCUUCGAUUCAACUGUUAGGUUAUGGGAUGUAGACAGAGGAAUUUGUAUUCAUACUCUGACAAAACAUCAAGAACCUGUGUACAGUGUAGCUUUCAGUCCUGAUGGCAGGUACCUGGCCAGCGGCUCCUUUGAUAAAUGUGUACACAUCUGGAACACACAGACAGGUGCCCUAGUUCACAGUUAUCGGGGAACAGGAGGGAUUUUUGAGGUUUGCUGGAAUGCAGCAGGAGACAAAGUUGGAGCAAGUGCAUCAGAUGGUUCAGUUUGUGUAUUAGACCUACGGAAAUAGCGCUACUAGUUGGAAGCCAUGGACCGACUAUGAAUGUGUACAUAGCCAAAAUGACUGUCCCUGACCCAUGUACUGCUAUAGUCCCAAUUGAACCAUGGCCAGUCCACUACAGCCAAACGUAAAAGAAAUAUAUACAUAUACUGUAUAUACAAAAAAAAAGGAAAAAAAAAAAGAAAAAAAAUUACACCCUGAAGAGGAUGACAGAGUUUUGUCACAGCUUGUGAAUCCUGUUCACCAAGUGCUGGAAUCUGCUGUGCCCCAAAAUAACAUUUAAAGGUUUUGGAUAUGAAAAACGGAAGAGAGAGUGAGAGAGAGAGAGAGAGAAAUAUACCAUAUACAAGAGCAGACCCAUAUACAUACCAAAUUCAGAAGAUACUAAUGGCAGCCUUCAUUACCCCUUCCCCCAUUAAAUCCAUUACAAGAAUGGAUUGUGGGGUAGCUUUGUUUUCCUUCUCAGUAGUUGAGCAGUUUGUGUGUACAGAGAACAUGGACUUACAGAAAUCUGCAGCAGUAGUUUUUCCUUUGCUUUUUAAACAUUGGGGUUUCUGUUUUGUUUUGGUUAAGUUUACGGAUGCAUGAAGUAAGGGAGUGAAUUAGUUUCUUGUUUAUAUUUUUUUCUUCACCUUGGGAAAAUAAUGUUUCUUUGAAACAUAUUUUAAUGCAUUCUUUGAAGAGGUAGAUUGAACCUGAUAACAUUUGGUACAUUUUUUUUGUGGCUCCCAGAGCACAAUUUUGUGAACAGAGGGAGGGUGGAAAAGGGAUUAUGGAGAGAGAAGAAAAAGAAAUCCUUCUUCAAGGCGUGACAUUUCACGUCCUGUUCAUCUACAAACUAUGACAGUAAUGGGUAUAAUGCUAUGUUUUAUUUUCUGAUGACAUGGCUGAAAUGCAGUAGUUUCUUAUUUGGGACAUAAUUCUGCCAAAUGUAAGAACAGAAGGGCACAAAAAAUACAGAAAAGAAAAAUACAGGGAUGCAAAAAAAGGAUAAAGGGGGUUGAGGGGGAAGGACAAAAAAAGAGGAAAACAAAAAAUUGCAUCUUCUGUUGCUUUAAGACCAUAGCUAAAAUAUGGUUAAAUUGUGCACUAUUGUGGAAAGGAGCAAAGUAUAGCUGGGGGAUUGUUUUCAAGAGGUUAAGAUCUUUCUGGACAAGGGUUCAUGCCACAGCUUCUUUGAGAGUCGCCCAUCAUUAUUUGUAGGAGCUUAGAUGUAUAAUUGUAACCAAACUCCAGUAUUAAAAGUAUCUCAUGUAAUUUUUCUUUAUUACAAAUAAAAAUCUUUGGCAUAUAUUUGAUAACACUGCCAUUAAGAGGCAAAAUGUUUACUACCUUAGAUUUAAAAAAAAACAACAAAAAACAAACAAAAACAAACAAAAAACCACACAAAAAAAAUACUUAAACAGAGGACUUGCUUCAAGUUUAUUUUAAUAGCAGUGAUUCAGCUUAUUUAAAAGAUGAAUACUUGCACUAAUUCCCCUGCUGCUCCAGUUCUGCAGUUUAUUGUAUCUUGUGACUACAUUUUUUUUUUCCAAAUAUAGGGUAGAUGUAAGCUGCUAUUUUUUUAAUAAUCACUACUAUAUAGUGUCUUUUACUCUGUUUACAAUAUCAAGUAUUUUUCUUACAAUGACAGAUGUAUAUGGCAAACCUUUUUCUGCUCAUGUGAUUAAAAGUAUACUGAUAGUGAUUUUAUUUGUAAAUGAUAGCAUGAGGUUGUGUUUACGCGUUUGUGUAGUUGAAAAGGUUGCAUCGUGUCUUGCAUAAGAUUCCAAGAGUGUAAAUUUGUAAAAAGAGAGGUUGUCAAAUUUAUGUCACAGGCAUUUUACUUAAGGAAUGGUUUAUAUUACAGAGCUUUGCAGAGUUACCAGUUUUAUAACACUAUGUCAAUCACAAAUGAUUUUGUGGCUUAUGAUUGCUAGUCUCUAACCGAGUUGGGUUGGGUUUUUUUUCCCCAUUUUGGGUUUCCCCCCCUCCCCCAAGUUAGGCAUAAACUGAUUUUUAUUGAGAUAAUGCAGCUUUGUCAUUUUUAACCAUUGUUCUUUAGGCAUUGAUUUCUGCUAUUUCCAUGGAAUAAGCACGACUUGAAGCAAGUCUGAGUUUGGCUAAGGUAGGGUAGCAAUUUGCCAGUGGUAAAGAGAAUUCAACAAUACAUUCUUUAUAUAUACCCCAGGAUUAUAAUACUAUCAUACACAACAUUUAAAAACCAACAAAAAGUCAUAUCCAUAGAAACAGUCAUCCACAGUGGUUCAGUGCCAGCUACUUUUUAGGGUUUUGGAACAUAUUACAAAUGCUUUGAGCAAUUACCCUGUGAGUUACGAUAUGUAGGAAACCUAAUAUAUUGAGUGUCUGGCACUUGAAAUACUGCUUUUAUUGCUGGAGGUCCAUGACUGUGGCUGACCUCUGUCAUUUAAUGAAAAGAAAAAAAAAAAGAAUAAAAAUAAAAAAAUUCUGUGCAAUAAUUUUAAACUGUGCUCCCAGGAAUAGACACAAAUGUUUUGAGUAUGUUUAAGCUGCAUUUUUUUUUGUUUAGCAAUGCAUUUGUCAAUUGCACUGAAUUUAAAUCUGAAAGUCAGAAGUGGUUCUUGAUAGUACUUUUGUAUUUUAAUAUGGACAGUUUAUUCAUUGUCAUAAAAGUAUUGGAUGAUUCUUUCAGCCAAUCUAAAUGAUUGUGGUGGAAUUCUGUGACAUAGCUGCAAAAUUACACAGCCAUGUUUUAGGGUGUUGCCAUUUUCCUCUUUCUCAAUCGUCAGCUGUUUUGGUUGUAAUUCUACCUGCUCAAGCAUAGUACCGCAUACUCAGAAGUAGCUACGACAGAGCUUCAGCAUCACAGGACCAGGGUUUUCAGGUGCUUGAAGCACAGUCCAGCAGGAAUGUCAGAUCUGUUGACCUGAGCACUCUGGAUGCACGGUCUGAGACCCCCAAUCUGGUCUUCAUCAGCAGUGCCCCACUGUAGUGGAGUGAUGCCAGUUUCCACUCUCAAAGGAUCCGGCCAAUAGGUAUUUUAUUGUUGUCCUUCACUAGCAUGCCACAGUGCUGCUCCUGCUCGCACCUCUUCUCGCCUCUUCUUUUAUACACUGUUCAAUGCAUGCGUGCAAGGUGUGCUGGGUUCUGUGAUUAUGUGAAGCAAAAAGGAAAAGAAAAAAGAAAAGGGUGAACCAUGACAUGAUUAUCUUUUAUAGCACCAAGACCUCGUGUUCAAUAGUGAGGUUGUCUGCCCAAACUGUUCCUUUGAAUUGAGAAUGCCAAACGUCAGUAGGACCCUAAUUUCAUAUAAAGGUAUGCACAUGCUUAGUUUUCCAAGUGUAAAGGCAGACGAGUGCAUAAGCCUUUGCAUACAUUACAGUUCCCAUUUUUUCCAGUUCAGCAUGUUAAUGGGCAAAUAUCCAAAUAGAGGAUAAAAAAGAAGGGGAAAAAACAGGCUCAGAGUUAAUGAUAGAAUAAGAAAUUAACUGCUCUUGAGUUCACUGUCUUUAUAAGCAUCCAUCUCAGAAUCCUGUUUCUCACUUCUGCAUAAUUAGGUCCAGGUUUCUGUAGAGUUCCUCUUUUUCUAUUUUUACUUUACCUUUUCCUGCAUUUUUAAAUUGAUGUAAAGAUUCCCAACCAGUGGACUUUUUAGUGUAGUUAAGAGAAUAUCUAGGUCCUCAUAAAAGCUUUUUUAGACUCUUUGUAAUGUUGAUAAACUCAGUUUAUUCUGGGACUACAAUUGUGCAGGGUUAUUUAGCGUGUCUACUAGAUGAUUGGAAAUCUUAUAUGAAACACUAAAAGUGCCUCUUUUUCUGGGUUGGGUGGAGGGAGGUAAUAGUUACCAGAGUCAGAAUGACAUGGCAUUUGGAAGCAUGUUUCUUGAUUUCAUGACACUUUAAUGCAUCUUGAGAGAAAGGCCAAAGAUUUCUAUCAAUUUUAAUUAAUUUUCAUUUUAAAAAGCACUCCUUUUUCCUUACACUGCUUACCUCAUGCUAGGGUAUUUAAUGGGACAUUGUACCUUCGAGAUGUUCUUUGUGUUUAGGAAGAAUAGUAGGUGGCAUCGGGCUGUUGUGCCAGUUUGCCUGCAGAGAAGUCUAAGCAGCUGAUGCAUUUAGUUCUGCUGAAUGAAGGAAUUUCAGUCCAAUGGCAAACUGGGGUUUUCAGCUUGUAAAUAAAAGGUUGUAUGCUUUUGCCUGUUUAGUGAAGAGGAGCCUUGGGACCUGAUUUUUUCCAACCAUUUCUUAACCAGAAAUCCCACUGUCUUUCACUUCAUGAGAAAACCUUGCCAGAACAAGCAGUGGAGGCGUUGAGUCUGUGUGAUGCUGUGUGCCACCUACAUAAAAUCAGCCCCAUCGCGCUCGAGUCAGGGCUCCUCUUGCCUUUGGUGGGGGUUUGCCAGAGCAGGGCCUGUCAGAUUUAGCCCAGCCUUUCUUUUCUAUUGACAAGCGUGAUAGCUUCUCCCUUCACCAAGGUCCUGUAGAGCCAUUCCCCAGUGGGAUCAGUUUCACACUCUCCAGAAGUCUGAAGAAAGCAGAAGCAACAUUGUGGCAUGUUAGAAGCAAAUAAGGCUUCGGGAGACAGCAGUAAAUCUCCAUCAAGAUCCCUGAUAUUUUCUUUAGGGAGAGAGCCAUGGAGCAGUCUUCACUUCUCCCUCUAGAGAAAGCUCUGAAAUACCACGCUCUGUGAAAGUGUGACUGUCUUCACUGUCAGUCUGAUGGCAGGCAGACGAACCAGGCAAAUCUGCCGUUCCUUGCGGAUUGCAGAUUUAGUGUUUAUAGUGCUUCAGAUAAUUCGCUUUUCUCUGCCUUUGAGUUUUGAAGCUUGACAAUAACUUGAGGCAUGUUUUUGUUUUGGUUUUGGGUUGUUUGUUUUUUUUUUUUUCUUUUAAAAAAUAAUCAUUCAUUUUUACUUCAUAAUGUUUUUUGGCAUUUGUGGGUAAAUACAAGAGAACAGUCUGCAUGUUGUUGCUAGUCCAGUGUACUUUGCAAUCUUGUCCUCAACAGACUGCAGUGUGCAGAACAGUAAUUCUAGAAUACAGAAGUAAUUUUCUCUCUCUCCUGACAUGGACAUUGUAGUUGUAAUGGUUUCAUUUGGAGUUACAAAUCCUUUGGGUCUAAUUCUGUGAGCCUACCUAUAGCACUGGAUUAAAAUGUCUGCAUCAUUUCUUCAGUUAUCCAGUUAAAUUACAACUGUUGUAAAAGUGUAAACCAGCCCAUGACAGUUUUUUGUACUUGUUUAAAGGACUUUUAUUGUUCAGUUUUCAUGAUUAUUGUCUGAAGAAGACUGACAUAGAUGUUCUAUACUGUCCUGGACCAUGUUAAUUACACUUUAUGAUGUAUUUUGGUUCUACAUCACAAUGAUUUGUCCCCAAGGCCCUUAUAUCCCUUCUAGGCACAUUUUCUGUUGCAGUUUCCCUUUGCAUUGUAUUGCUUUGACAACUGUAAUUUGAAUCAGAUCUGAAAGAGGUCCAGAAUAAAAUAUAUUUUGAUAUUA
Messenger RNA from Pogoniulus pusillus (Red-fronted tinkerbird), 7637 nucleotides. It is a transcript of the gene TBL1XR1, whose product is annotated as TBL1X/Y related 1. The record is from RefSeq and is a predicted model, not a curated record. The coding region runs from base 648 to 2189 and encodes 513 amino acids. NCBI's taxonomy places the organism in Eukaryota, Metazoa, Chordata, Aves, Piciformes, Lybiidae. The transcript is spliced from 17 exons. Gene Ontology annotation, molecular function: protein binding; transcription corepressor activity. Gene Ontology annotation, biological process: regulation of transcription by RNA polymerase II. Gene Ontology annotation, cellular component: histone deacetylase complex.